Molecule: messenger RNA, 513 nt
Organism: Endocarpon pusillum Z07020
Lineage: Eukaryota; Fungi; Ascomycota; Eurotiomycetes; Verrucariales; Verrucariaceae
Product: Ubiquitin-conjugating enzyme E2 G2
Exons: 2
Coding region: 1-513 (170 amino acids)
Cellular component (GO): cytosol; endoplasmic reticulum
Source: RefSeq, a predicted model, not a curated record
AUGGCCUCCGACGUAGCCAGCAAACGCCUCUGGCACGAAUACCGCCUUCUCUAUAGCACCCCACCGGAGGGUAUACUCGCUUACCCGAUCGACGAAGCCAAACCCUUCGUCUGGGAGGCCUUUAUCGAUGGACCUAAAGACACCCCUUUCGAAGGCGGAGUAUUCCCGGCUAUACUCGACUUCCCCAAGGACUACCCGCUCAGUCCGCCUAAGAUGAAGUUUUUAGGAGACAUCUUCCAUCCUAACGUAUACCCGAACGGCGAAGUGUGUAUCUCGAUCCUCCACCCACCGGGCGAUGACCCCAACCACUACGAGAGCGCAUCCGAGCGAUGGAGCCCCAUACAGAGUAUCGAGAAGAUACUGAUCUCGGUGAUGAGCAUGUUGGCGGAGCCAAAUGAUGAGAGUCCAGCCAAUGUGGAGGCGGCUAAGAUGUGGAGAGACGACAGGGCGCAAUUUGAGGAGAAAGUCAAGGACGGGAUCUGGAAGAGUCUUGGAUUGGAGGUUAAGAAAUGA